Messenger RNA from Prionailurus viverrinus (fishing cat), 1264 nucleotides. RefSeq names its product endoplasmic reticulum protein 27 (gene ERP27). Gene Ontology annotation, biological process: protein folding; response to endoplasmic reticulum stress. Gene Ontology annotation, cellular component: endoplasmic reticulum. The transcript is spliced from 7 exons. The coding region runs from base 71 to 892 and encodes 273 amino acids. Lineage: Eukaryota; Metazoa; Chordata; Mammalia; Carnivora; Felidae. The record is from RefSeq and is a predicted model, not a curated record.
UGGAGUAGGCUGCUGCGAAUUGGCCUCCCAUAACAGGUCCAGGGCUUGGAGCAGGAGCAGAAAAAGAAGGAUGGAAGCUGACCAAUGCAGAUUCCUGUUUCUAUUAUUUCUUUUCAUGUGCCAACCAUCUCCAGAAGUUGCUGCAGAAGUUCAGGAAUCCUCAGAUGAUCCUGGUGCUUCCCGGGAAACUGUGCAGCUCACAGAUGUCCCAGCUACCAUGGAAUUCAUUGCUGCUGCUGAGGUGGCUGUCAUAGGUUUCUUCCAGGAUUUAGAAAUCCCAGCAGUGUCCCUAUUCCACAGUAUGGUGCAAAAAUUCCAAGCCGUGUCAUUUGGAAUCAGCACGGAUUCUGAGGUUCUGGCCCACUACAACAUCACUGGGAACACCAUUUCCCUCUUCCGCCUGGUGGAUAACGAACAAUUGGACUUAGAGAGCAAAGACAUUGAAAGCAUUGAUGCCACCAAAUUAAGCCGCUUCAUUGAGAUCAACAGCCUCCACUUGGUGACAGAGUACAACCCUGCGACUGCGAUUGGCCUAUUUAAUAGCAUGAUUCAGAUUCAUCUUCUACUGAUGAUGAACAAGGCCUCCCCAGAGUAUGAGGAAAGCAUGCACAGAUACCAAAAUGCUGCCAAGAUCUUCCAGGGGAAGAUUCUUUUUAUUCUGGUGGACAGUGGUGUGAAGGCCAAUGGGAAGGUGAUCUCAUUUUUCAAACUAAAGGAGUCUCAACUGCCCGCUUUGGCAAUUUACCGGACUCUAGAUGAGGAGUGGGAUACACUACUCAGAGUGGAAGUUUCAGUGGAGAAUGUGCAGAACUUUUGUGAUGGAUUCCUGGGAAGGAAACGGCUGAGAGAAAAUCAUGAAUCAGAAGAAAAGACUCCAAAGGUGGAACUCUGAGCUCUCCCUGAUACUCCCGCAUACUACUAAGAAUUUACACGAUAUAACAAAAGGGCAACUCAAACUUCAGAGAUGCUAACCAACAGGAUGAACAGGCCUUAAACACACACACACACACACACACCCCUCCAUUUUGUUCCUUAAAAUCUCAUUUACUCUCCUUAUUCUUUCUUUUAAAUUGUCUACACUCUCUCACUACCCAUCCUAUCUUCUUCUACGCAUUCAUACUGUGUAGUCUCAUACACAGCAACACACAUCACUGAAUGGAGCCUUUAAGAGAAAUAUUGUGAUAUUUCUUUGAAGGAGAGGCAUUCCUGGAGGGAGGAUAUUCUGAUUUGUCAUUUAAUAUUGAAUCUUUGGGGCGCCUGGGUG